ACGAAAUGGCUAAUCAGCGUAAAGAAUUUGAAGAAAUGGGUGCUACGGAAAAGGAGUUAUGGUCUGCUUUAUUGCGUUUGGCAAAUACAAAUUUUGGCGAAGUUUUUGCAGCUUGGAUUCAUUUCAAGGCAAUGAAAGUGUAUGUAGAAUCCGUUCUUCGUUAUGGAUUACCUCCAGAUUUCAUGUCAGCAACUAUAAAG
Molecule: messenger RNA, 200 nt
Organism: Racocetra persica
Lineage: Eukaryota; Fungi; Glomeromycota; Glomeromycetes; Diversisporales; Gigasporaceae
Source: the annotation of a GenBank genome assembly